CUGAAUGUCACCAGAAACUUUUGCAAGCUUUAGGCAAGGAAGAGUUCAGUUUAGGAGAAUAAUCAUUUUAGAUGCUCUGAAGAAGGUUAUUGGACAGAAUGUAGGUUCAUCCAUUCUUUCCAAAGGAGAACCUGAAGGACAAGAACGAGUGGUUUCUGUCUGGUGUAGACAUUUAUUUGACAUUGUCCCUCUUGCCUGAAAAGAGGUGAUUAAAAUUGGCACUUGCUUCAAGGAGUGAAAAACAGAUCUUAUUCCUUGUCCCUCAGCCAUCUUAAUUAUAAAUCAUGGAGGAUCAAGAUAAAACAAUUGAUGGUGAAGAAUUGGAACCAUCAGCAGGAGUGAAUCACACAGCUUCUACAUAUCAAGAAACACAGGACGAAACAGUUAUGAACAUCAAAGUUGUAGAUGGAAAUGAACCAACAGAAGGAAGUAACCUUUUGACUAGCAGUGAAAAAAGGCUACAAGAACCACCAACUGAAUCAAAUCGUUUUCAAAGACUAAGGCAAACAUUCGCUUGCCCUCCACGUGGUUCACUGGAUAGAGUAAUAACAAAUGUUACCAUCGUUGUUCUUCUGUGGGCUGUAGUUUGGUCAAUCACCGGCAGUGAAUGUCUUCCUGGAGGAAACCUGUUUGGAAUUAUAAUCCUUUUCUAUUGUGCCAUCAUUGGAGGUAAACUUCUGGGGCUCAUUAAGUUACCUACACUGCCUCCACUGCCCCCUCUUCUUGGCAUGCUCCUUGCUGGGUUUCUCCUCAGAAAUAUCCCUGUCAUCAGUGAUAAUGUACAGAUCAGGCACAAGUGGUCCUCCUCUCUGAGAAGCAUAGCCCUGUCUGUCAUAUUGGUCCGUGCUGGCCUGGGGCUUGAUUCAAAGGCUCUGAACAAACUGAAGGGUGUUUGUGUACGGUUGUCCAUGGGUCCUUGCCUUGUGGAGGCUUGUACAUCUGCUCUUCUUGCCCACUUCCUGUUGGGUUUACCGUGGCAGUGGGCAUUUAUACUGGGUUUUGUCUUAGGUGCUGUCUCUCCAGCUGUCGUGGUGCCUUCCAUGCUCCUUUUGCAGGGAGGAGGCUAUGGUGUUGAAAAAGGUGUCCCGACCUUACUCAUGGCUGCUGGCAGCUUUGAUGACAUUCUGGCCAUCACUGGCUUCAACACAUGCUUGGGCAUGGCCUUUUCCACAGGCUCUACAGUUUUUAAUGUCCUCAGAGGAGUUUUGGAGGUAGUAACUGGUGUGGCAACUGGAUCUCUCCUUGGAUUUUUUAUUCAGUACUUUCCAAGCAGUGACCAGGACAAACUUGUGUGGAAGAGAGCAUUCCUUGUUUUGGGGCUCUCUGUGCUAGCAGUGUUCAGCAGCGUGUAUUUUGGUUUCCCUGGGUCAGGAGGACUGUGUACAUUGGUCAUGGCUUUCCUUGCAGGCCUGGGAUGGAGCAGCAAAAAGGCAGAGGUUGAAAAAAUUAUUUCAGUUGCCUGGGACAUCUUUCAGCCUCUUCUUUUUGGACUGAUUGGAGCAGAGGUAUCUAUUGCAUCUCUCAGACCAGAAACUGUAGGCCUUAGUGUUGCCACCCUGGGCAUUGCAGUAUUGAUACGAAUUUUGACUACAUUUCUGAUGGUGUGUUUUGCUGGUUUUAACAUAAAGGAAAAGAUAUUUAUUUCUUUUGCAUGGCUUCCGAAGGCCACAGUGCAGGCUGCAAUAGGCUCUGUGGCUUUGGACAGAGCAAGAUCACGUGGAGAGAAACAGUUAGAAGAAUAUGGAAUGGAUGUGUUGACAGUAGCAUUUUUGGCCAUUCUCAUCACAGCCCCCAUUGGAAGUCUCCUGAUUGGUUUGCUGGGCCCCAGGCUUCUCCAGAAAGCUGAACAUCAAAAUAAAGAUGAAGAAGCUCAAGGAGAGACUUCUGUACAAGUUUAGAGGUGAAAAGAGAGAAUGCUGAUUAUAAUGGUUAGAAAGCUGUUACCAGAGGCUACUUUUAUCCACAUGACUAUUGAAAUAUGUAAUGUUUAAGCUUAAAAUGUAAUAGAACCAAAAGUGUAGCUAUUCCUUCAAACAGCAUUUUUAGCCAUUACCAUUUCCAUGUGUUUUCCUUUAAAACUUCACCAUCUUCCAGUAAGUAUCACUGCAUGUCCAACCUGAUCUACCUUCCUUGUUUUUUUCAAAUACACUUUCAUCACAUAUCUUAAUUUGUAUAGGGACAUAUACACUUUAAUGUACUAUCAUAACUUAAAAUUAACAUGCUAAAGAUCCAGUUCAGAAUCCUGUUCUGCUAGCCAACAGCUUGCUGUGACUUAUUGUCAUAGGGUCAUUACUCGUGAUCACCUAGCCUCUCAUGCCUUAAGUUGGUUUUGGCUUCUCUUUUCUUUUUUGUUCUUAAAAAACCAUAAUGCAAUCCCUCAUCAGUUUCUACCCUCACUUUGCCUGUUUAUCUGCCUCUUCUCCAUUUCUGUCCCUCUUAUUGUAACGGAUUGAUCCCACCAAAAUUUCAAAGUUCACAAAGUAUCUUCAUUGGUUCUUCUUGUGCCUAUCUAGAUGACAAAAGACCUUAGCCUGUCUCCGAGCGAGCUACACAGGGGCCCAUCUGAGUUUGCCUCCCCUAAGUAGUGCCCUGUCCAGCCCUUUCUUAUUUGUUUCUUGUGACCCACAGCUUCAGGCUCUCCCUGUUCUCAAGGUGAGGAAUAGCUCAAUUUCAAAUUUUUGUCAACCUCAUGAAUAUCACAUUAAUUAGGAUAAGGUAAGCUGCUACUAUAAUAAACAAAAAAUACAGCACUUAAGAAAAUAGAAAUUUACUUCCCUCUCCUAAAACUGGCCGACUGGUUGAUGCUGACAGGGCUAGUCUGCUCAUGAGGUAAGUCAGAGGCCCAUGUCUUUUGUCUGGAGGUUCUGCUGCGCCCUAGCUUAGGACACGGCGUGUCUCGUUUCUAGCAUUCAGGAAGAAGGAAGAAAGUAAGUCCAAGGCAAGCAAUUUAUUUUUAAGGAAGUGAUAUGGAAGUGGACGCAUGUCUCCCUUACAUUUCGUUGGUGAUGACCACGCCAGCUGUGAGGAGGCUAGAAGCACAUUCCCAUGGGGAAGGAAAGAUCAGGUUUGGGAGCCAGCGGUACUGUUGUGUUGGGAGUUACCAUCACUUAGGAGCAUAUUCAUGUAUUUUAACAAGGGCUUUCCAAAGAUAGUACCUUUAACCAAAAGAGUGACUUCCGUGGCAGGAACUUCCUCCAUUGUGACAUGCCAGCAGAGAAGAUACUAGAAGAAAGACUUUCCUGCACAGGUCACACUUUUUCCCACUGAUUCAACAGAUUGUCUCUGCUUUUGUAUAUCACUCAUAAGUUCCUCUUUACUCUAGGUCAACUCCUGCCUAGUUGCUAGAAUAAUCAUGUUCAAAUACAGUUCACAGCUUUUGUCAUGUUGUUUAUAUACCCGAAUCAUUUAAUACUUGUUAUAUCCCUUCCAAACUCUUUAACCUAGGAUUCAAAGUUCUAUCUAAUCUUGAAGUAGAUAUUAAAUAUGUAUUAAAUGAAUGGAUUAUGAAUAUUUUAAUCCACCAAACUGAUCUGCAUAAAGCCUAUCCACUUGUCUCUUGUCACUAGACUAUCAUUCCAGCCCCUUCAACCAUGACUUUCACCUCUAUUCAAAACUAGCUUAAUUGUUUUGUUGUUUUACUGGUUCGUUUAUUUUAUUCUUUAGAUUCCACAUAUGAGAUCACAUGGUAUUUUUCUUUCUCUGUCUGACUUAUUUCGCUUAGCAUAAUACCCUCUAGUUCCA
Rhinolophus ferrumequinum (greater horseshoe bat) is the source of this 3741-nucleotide messenger RNA. RefSeq names its product solute carrier family 9 member B2 (gene SLC9B2). Gene Ontology annotation, molecular function: antiporter activity. Gene Ontology annotation, biological process: proton transmembrane transport. Bases 285 to 1898 code for a protein of 537 amino acids. Gene Ontology annotation, cellular component: membrane. NCBI's taxonomy places the organism in Eukaryota, Metazoa, Chordata, Mammalia, Chiroptera, Rhinolophidae. The record is from RefSeq and is a predicted model, not a curated record. The transcript is spliced from 12 exons.